Messenger RNA from Humulus lupulus (European hop), 495 nucleotides. RefSeq names its product small ribosomal subunit protein eS28-like. Gene Ontology annotation, cellular component: cytosolic small ribosomal subunit; ribosome. Lineage: Eukaryota; Viridiplantae; Streptophyta; Magnoliopsida; Rosales; Cannabaceae. Bases 2 to 199 code for a protein of 65 amino acids. The record is from RefSeq and is a predicted model, not a curated record. The transcript has a single exon. Gene Ontology annotation, biological process: maturation of SSU-rRNA; translation; ribosomal small subunit assembly. Gene Ontology annotation, molecular function: structural constituent of ribosome.
AAUGGAAUCGCAGAUAAAACAUGCUGUGGUGGUGAAAGUAAUGGGCAGGACAGGAUCAAGGGGACAAGUGACUCAGGUGAGAGUCAAGUUUCUGGAUGAUCAAAAUCGUUUCAUCAUGAGGAAUGUCAAGGGACCUGUUAGGGAAGGAGAUAUUCUCACCUUGCUCGAGUCCGAGAGGGAGGCAAGAAGGUUGCGUUGAUCAUCAUCAUCUUCAUCAUCAUCAUCAUCAUGUUUCUUCAUGACCAUGAAUGAUUCACUUCAUUUUUCAACCUUUUGUAUUCGUAAUGCUUGACUUGAAUUGAUCCCAAACUUUGUUACUUAAUUUUUUUUUGUCUUGGGUGGUACAUUUCAAGAGCAACAUUGGGUUUUGGUGAAGUUUAGAGUGUUGCGUUGAUCGUCAUCAUCAUGUUUCUUCAUGACCAUGAAUGAUUCACUUCAUUUUUCAACCUUUUGUAUUCGUAAUGCUUGACUUGAAUUGAUCCCAAACUUUGUUUA